This is a messenger RNA of Drosophila guanche, 1754 nucleotides long. Its product is annotated as BUD13 homolog. Lineage: Eukaryota; Metazoa; Arthropoda; Insecta; Diptera; Drosophilidae. The transcript has a single exon. Gene Ontology annotation, molecular function: RNA binding. The record is from RefSeq and is a predicted model, not a curated record. Gene Ontology annotation, cellular component: RES complex; U2-type spliceosomal complex. Gene Ontology annotation, biological process: mRNA splicing, via spliceosome. The coding region runs from base 77 to 1708 and encodes 543 amino acids.
UAUUUCACCAUUCCUAGCACAUUCUAAAAACGUAAACAACUCCAAGUUUAGUUAAUUUUUGAACAAAUUAAUAGAAAUGUCCAUGCAAAAUGGCAAAAUAAUCGACCAGAAGGCAUACCUCAAGAAGUACCUGUCCGGCGACAAGGAAAAGAAGAAGAAAAAGAAGGACAAAAAGCACAAAAAGUCGGCAAAAGUGAAAAUCAUCGACGACGAUGCCUACGAAGAUGUUGGCCUGCAAAUGGACGAAGAUCUGUUGCUGGGCGGCGAAGAUGCACCGCAAAUAGUGGGCGAGUACAUUGAGGACAAUCCGGAGGCUGUGCGCAGCAAGUGGCGCAACAUUGCCGUCAAGGAUGAGCUCAAAGAGGAGCAGCAGCAGGACGAGGGUGAGGCUGUGGCUGCGGCGGCGGCGUCUGUGUCUGCGGUGCACAUCAAACAGGAGCCGGCGGAUGAGCAGCCUGAGGAGUCGCUGUGGGGUCGCAAGGCCACCAAGCAGGAACGCUCACCGCUGGCCAUUAAAAUCAAGCAGGAAAAACGCAGCAGCUCAAGGGAUUUGAGUCCAAGGAGAGGCUUGAAGCGGGUUGCAGCUGCGGGGAAGAGUCCGCAGAGGAGGAAACGGGAGCCAGAUGAGAGUCCACCCAGGAGAAGGCGCGGCAGUACAGAUCAGAGUCCACCACGCAGGAGGCGGCGCAGCCCCGACCAGAGUCCACCCAGACGCAAGCGAGAGGAAGAUCAGUCGCCACCGCGAAGGAAGCGCCUCAACUCGGAUCAAAGUCCACCUAGGAGACGUCGCGACUCCGAUCAGAGUCCGCCCCGACGUCGCAGAAGCCCCAACAUCGAUCAAAGCCCGCCCAGAAGGAGUCGCCGAAGUCCCAACCCGGACCAGAGUCCGCCCCGCCGCAGAAGAAGAGACGCGGAUCAGAGCCCACCACGCAGGCGCCGCAACUCCGAUCAGAGUCCACCUAGGAGACGUCGCUCGGGCAGCCUCAAAGUGGAAUCCCCGCCCGCGCGACGCAAGAGCCGCUGGGCCAAGGGCACGCCCUCGCCAUCGCCACCGCCCACGCACAAGCCGAAGACUUCGUCCAGGACUUUAGAUGGCAAGCGUGCGGGUCUGCAGGAUGCGCACUCGCUGAAACAGGAGUCGGACGAGCGACGGCGACGAGAGCACAAGUUGUUUGAGCAAAUGUCCAGCGAGGUGUCCGGCCGCGAUGCGGAAAUUCAAAUGCGCAGCACGGGCAGACGUGGACGCAGGGCGCGCGAGGCGGCCGAGGAGGAUCCUGCGGAGCAGCGGCGCAAGGAGGAGCACGAGAAGAAGAAGAAGGAGCUGUACGAUCGCUGGGGCAAGGGCUUGAAGCAAAUUGAGGAUCUGAAGGUGCGCCACGAGGAAAUGGCGCAUGAGGCGGCCAAGCCGGUGGCGCGCUAUGCCAACGACGAGGAUUUGGAUCGGCAUUUGCGGGAGCAGGAGCACGCGGACGAUCCCAUGCUGGAGUAUAUGCGACAGAAGCGCAAGAAGCAGGAUAAGCUGGACAACAAGCCCGUGAUGCCCAAGUAUGAGGGAAGUUUUCCGGAAAAUCGCUAUGGCAUUCGGCCUGGCUAUCGCUGGGAUGGCGUGGAUCGUUCUAAUGGCUACGAGCAGCGUUGGUUUGACAAGCAGAACGAGCGCAAGGCGCUGCAGGAUGAGGCGUACAAGUACAGCGUGGAGGAUAUGUAAAAAAAAAGAGAAUUUUUGUAAUAAAAUUUGCAACUUAUACCGCCGA